This is a messenger RNA of Neltuma alba, 1734 nucleotides long. RefSeq names its product PP2A regulatory subunit TAP46. Gene Ontology annotation, molecular function: protein phosphatase 2A binding. The transcript has 9 exons. Gene Ontology annotation, biological process: regulation of dephosphorylation; regulation of signal transduction. Bases 231 to 1439 code for a protein of 402 amino acids. Lineage: Eukaryota; Viridiplantae; Streptophyta; Magnoliopsida; Fabales; Fabaceae. The record is from RefSeq and is a predicted model, not a curated record. Gene Ontology annotation, cellular component: cytosol.
CACCUUGAUCGCGGUUGCUUUCUGCCUUCGUAAUCUCCUGGCGAAUCAACCAUUCUCGACCUUUUUUCUAGAAUUUUCCAUCUCAGCCAUCGUCAAUCAAACGAUAGCUUCCGAUUUGCCCAAAAACCUCUGAAGCUGAAAUUUUCAGUUUGUCAUCCCUAGAAAUCUGAGAGAAUCGCAAAUCUUGGAUAUUCGUUUCUGGGUUUUCUUUCUGCUGAACUGAUUAGGUGAUGGGCGAGUGCAUCAUGGAGGACCUUCCGUUGCCCGCUCUCUUUGAACAAGCUCGGAAGAUCCACACGACUGUGACGGAGUCUGGGGCCGACCAGGAGCUUGUGAGGAAGGGAUGCGAGGCUCUGGAGAAGUGCGAGGAUAUGAUAAAUAAGCUGGGUUUAUUCUCAGCAAAUGAGACCAAAGAUGAUAUCAGUACAACGAAUCUCAAGUAUUCUCUGGUACCUUUUUAUCUUGCUGAGUUGACUGAGAGAAUAGCUCAGGAUGACAGGAUUCAGAUUCUUGUGGCUACCCAGGCCAAAAUAAAGGAAUUUAUCGCAUUUUGUGAGGCAAUGGAGCUUGUACCUGAAGAUGAGUUAGAAUCUUAUAUUCAAGGGGUGGCAAAAUCUGUUGCAGACCAAAGGGCUAGAAAGAUUGCUCGAUUUAAGCGUCAGAGAGCUGCAGAGUCUAAGUUGUUGGAGAUAAAGGAACGGAAGGAGCGACGUGGACGUUCUACAAAAGCAGCUGCAUUGUCCACUCCUGUUGAGGCAGGAGAGGAAGAAGUACUGGAUGAUGAUGGAGAAGAAGAAAGAGAGGCUUGGCUUACAACCAUAUCUCUGGCAAUCUGUAAGGCAUUGGAUUUGCUGGAAAUGUUAAAGAAAGAAGAAGAGGUGCUUUCUGCUAUAAAGGAGAGACAAUCUAAGGAUGGAGAUAAGGAAUUCUCUCAAGACAUUCUUGAUGAACGUGCCAAAAAAGCUGAAGCCUGGCAUCGUGAUUCUGCAGCUCGUGCAAAGUAUGCUAAUCCAGCAAUGCCAAUCACUUGUGCCACUUUUGCUCAAGAUGUUUUAGAAGGAAGAGCAAAUGUUUCCCAGGCGCAUGAUCACAAACACCAACCGUUAAUAUUUGGACCUGCCAGCCUUGUGAAUGGAAGCCUGACAAGUGAGAGGGAAAGAAUGGCAGCUAGGGUUUUCCAGCCUGGUUAUAGGAUGCCAACCAUGAGCAUUGAGGAAGCUGGGCUUAGAGAAAUGGAGAUGAUGAAUAAAUGGCAAGAGAGAAAUGCCAGACUCAUGGAAGAAGCCAAUUCAUCUUGGCAUAAUGAUAGGAAGUCAAGGCCAGGAGAAGAAGAAGAUGAAGAUGAUGACGCUGCGCAGGAGAAGGCAAGAGCCUGGGAUGACUGGAAGGAUGAUAAUCCUCGAGGUGCGGGCAAUAAGAAGCUUACCCCAUGUGGUUAAGGGGUAGUAAUUAUAUUCAUGUUGCAUGCAUGGCUAAUGAAUAGUGGGUUUAUGUAUGAUAAACCGUUGAUUGUAUUGAAAUCAGAUUUUGUAGUUGUCUAGUCAGAUGCUUAGUAUGAGAAGAUAUUUAUUUGAGUACAUGUAUAAUCGUAUGCUUUCUCGGUGUUGUUUCUUUGUGAUUUUUGUGCAAGUAGCUUUUCAACAAUUGUCAUUUACAAGAGGUGACAGUCCAUACAGAGCUUCGGGGACUAAUUUUCUACCGCGAAUGUAUUCAAGAGUGCGUGUUUUUUGUUUC